Molecule: messenger RNA, 539 nt
Organism: Penicilliopsis zonata CBS 506.65
Lineage: Eukaryota; Fungi; Ascomycota; Eurotiomycetes; Eurotiales; Aspergillaceae
Exons: 3
Coding region: 105-440 (111 amino acids)
Source: RefSeq, a predicted model, not a curated record
UUCAUGUUCUUUUAUUCCAGAAUUCCAGUAUCAAAGUUAUACACCUUUAUUAGCUUACAGAGUACACACCGUCACUACGUGGUGAUCAUCACAACCUGAGGCAGAUGGACCCACGGAAGGUCUGGCAGGUACCCAGACUUAGCUGUAUCUGGUCUAGCAUCGUAUCCGGAGUCCUAUCGCGGUCUGAGAAUACGUCCGAUAAGGCCCAUGGGGUGAUACGUGAUACGGGCUUGAGGUCAUGGAGAGCACAGGGCCAGCGACCGAGUAAGAGCAGAGAGGAGCUAGAUAGAGAGAGGAGGAGAAGGGGGAGGCAGAGGAGGAGGCAUGCCUCGUAUGACUGCCUUUCCCGCCCUCUCCUGGUUGUGCCUCUUAUCAACAUUGUCGUCCCUCGGUCGUCACCACAAGACAUCUUCAUCAGGUCAAGGCAGGAAAAUCGAUAGGUCCUUCUCUCUUCCUAUCGUUUUCACUUGACGUUCCUCGAACCGCUUCGGCGCUGGCAAACGCCUCCCCUCUCAAAUGAACCCUCUUUUCUUCUUAGA